This is a messenger RNA of Sardina pilchardus (European sardine), 4350 nucleotides long. It is a transcript of the gene plekha7b, whose product is annotated as pleckstrin homology domain containing, family A member 7b. The transcript has 28 exons. Gene Ontology annotation, molecular function: protein binding. Lineage: Eukaryota; Metazoa; Chordata; Actinopteri; Clupeiformes; Clupeidae. The record is from RefSeq and is a predicted model, not a curated record. Bases 259 to 4206 code for a protein of 1315 amino acids.
CUGGAGAGGAUCUAGGCUACUUCAACAGAUUCGUAAAACAAACACAUACGAUUGUCACAGCUGGCAAGACGGCAUGGAAUGAAAAAUAUAUUUUGAGACUGUACUAUAGAAAGUGGGACAAAGACGCGCUGUACUUUCUCCAAGUUUGGUCUUCCCCUUUAAUGGCAGUGCAGCCCUAGUGGUGGCUACUGGACUGUAGGAUUCCCUGGGAACUCUGCGGAGAGAAGAAUGAAAUAGCCUUCACUCCAAACCAGGAUCAUGGCGGCGCCGCUCGGGCGGGACACUUUACCUGAUCACUGGUCGUAUGGAGUAUGCAGAGAUGGCAGGGUGUUCUUCAUCAAUGACAAAACUCGGAGCACUACUUGGCUCCAUCCCCGGACUGGUGAACCUGUCAACUCAGGACAUAUGAUAAGAUCAGAUUUACCGCGAGGAUGGGAAGAAGGAUUCACCGAUGAAGGGGCCAGCUACUUCAUUAACCACAACCAGAGGACGACCGCUUUCCGGCAUCCCGUGACGGGACAGAUAUCACCCGAAAAUUCCGACUACAUCCUCCAGGAACAGACGAACUCCCGCAUGUCCAAACCACCGCCAGACCACAGGCCACCCAGCAUGGUCAGUGAGACCUCCACAGCUGUGACCACAUCUACAGUGGACGCUACUUCAGGGUCUAAGGUGUCCCGGAGCAUCGGGAAGGUGCACAGCUUUGGCAAGAGAGAGCAGGCCAUCAAGAGGAACCCCAACAUGCCCGUGGUGGUCCGGGGAUGGCUCUACAAACAGGACAGCUCCGGCAUGAGGCUGUGGAAGCGCAAGUGGUUCGUGUUGUCUGAUUACUGCCUCUUCUAUUACAAAGACAGCCGAGAGGAGACGGUCCUGGGCAGCAUCCCCCUCCCCAGCUACGUCAUCUCACCAGUGGAACCAGACGACCACAUCAGCCGCAAGUACGCCUUUAAGGCCACCCAUACGGGGAUGCGCUCGUACAUUUACAAUAAGAACUCUGUGAUUGGCUCGCAGGCCGAGCACGGUGGCAUGCGCACCUACUACUUCAGCGCCGACACCCAGGAGGACAUGAACGGCUGGAUCAGAGCCAUGAACCAGGCAGCGCUCAUGCAGAGCCCCGGAGUCAAGAGAGAGGUGGAGCGGCCGGAGAAGCUGGAGCAACAGGCGGUCCCGCAGACCAAUCACGUCAACAGCUGCGGCAAGAGCUCCUCCCAGCCCGAGAGCCUCUACCAGCCGGCGGAGAGAGGGGAGGGGCCGAGCAAGAGCGCGGUGGAGCGGGCCGAGCGGGCGGAGCGGGCGGAGGCCCAGGCCCAGGCCAGGGUGGAGCUGGAGGGGCUCUCGCUGGACGCGGUGGCCCCCUCGCGGCCCUCCUCCACCCUGCCCCUCUCCUCCUCCUCCUCCUCCGCCCACCGUAACGGCCUCCCGGCUCCGGGGCCCGAGCAGAACGGCGGCGUGCCGUACAAGAGGGCCACGGUGCAGCGCGCCGACACCGAGAAGCUGGUGCAGCGCAAGACGGCGCUGGCCCAGGUGGAGCACUGGGUCAAGGUGCAGAAAGGAGACCCCAAGAGCCAUCCCUCCACAGACUACAGCCUCCCCAGGCGGACGCCCCCGCUGCAGCCCAAGGUGAGCAUGGUGGAGGCCUACCAGUCGUUGCCAAAGACCCUCCGCCACGCGUCCUCCGGUGGCUCCCCGCCGACCCCCCGCAACCUGCCCAGCGACUACAAGUACGCCCAGGACCGGCUGAGCCACUUCCGCAUGAGCACGGACGAGCGUCUGGCCAGCCGCGAGGGCAUGGUGUGGCAGCUGUACGAGUGGCAGCAGCGGCAGCAGUUCCGGCACGGCAGCCCCACGGCGCCCCUCUACGCCGGGCCCGACUACCUGGACGCGGCCGGGGCCUCCUUCCGCGUGACGCUGGAGGUUCCGCGCUCCGUCUCGGUUCCGCCGUCGCCCUGCGAGGUGCCCCCGUCCCUGUCCUCCUCCAAGCCGCUGUCGCCGCGGCGACCGCACACGCCCUCGGACCGGGUCACGGUGCGGCCGCUCGGCGAGGUCCCGCUGGCCGACCACCCGUUCCUCUGCUCGCCGCGACGCACCUGCUCACAGCUCUCCAAGACUGCACAAAUAGAGAGACGAUCAGUGCCAACCAUGGGCUACAUCACCCAUACGGUCAGCGCACCAAGCUUGCAUGGGAAGACGGCCGAUGAUACUUACAUGCAGCUGAAGAAGGACCUGGAGUAUCUAGACCUGAAGGUCACCGGUCGUGAAACGCUAAAAGACAGACCAGCACGGCCCGUUAAAAUAGCUGAAAGUGACAUUGAUGUGAAGCUGAGCAGAUUAUGUGAACAGGACAAGAUCCUUCAAGAGUUGGAGAUGAGGAUUCGCACCCUAAAGGAGGACAAGGACAAGCUGGAGUCUGUGCUGGAUGUGUCCCAUCAGCAGAUGGAGCAGUACCGCGACCAGCCCGCUCACGCCGAGAAGAUCGCCUACCAGCAGAGGCUGCUGCAGGAGGAUGUGGUACACAUCCGUGCUGAGAUUUCACAGCUCUCCACGGAGAUGGAGAACGCCUGGGGCGAGUACAGCCGUCUGGAGGUGGAUGUGGACCGGCUCAGGUCGGCCCUGCAGGAGCAGAUGAGCCGCUGCUCCAUCACUCAGCAAGAGAAAGCUCAGUUGAGGAAGGAGCUGUGGCGGAUAGAGGAUGUGAUGGCUGGCUUGAGCUCCAGCAAAGCCAACUACAAAAUCACAGUCGACUCAGUGCAGAACCCAGAGCGGAAACUUGUGCCUUCAGUGUCCCCCUCAGUGCCUUCCCUCUCGGCGAGCCCGUCGGCGGGGCAGCUGAAGUCUCUUGCGCACAGCCCCUCGCAGCCUACCCAGCAGCCCCUGCUCCAGUCCACGGCAGGCAUGCACGCUGCACACAAACCAAAAUGGGCUGAGGAGGGUGCUCCCCCACGGCCUCCUCUCCCUCAGCUCUACAGCCCCGACGAGAACCCCCCCGAAGUGCCCCCCCUGCCCAAGGAGUCGUCCGUCAUCAGGCACACUUCAGUCCGAGGCCUCAAACGCCAGUCCGACGAGCGCAAGCGAGACCGCGAGACCGGGCAGUUCUCCAACGGAGACAAGGUGGAGCUGCGGGCGUUUCUCAGCGAGCCGGAGCUGCGGGGGGUCAGUGGGGUGCAGGGGGCCUCGGCACUGAGCAGCGGGUACCAGACCUUACCCAGCAGAGGAACAACAGGCUCCUCCUCAAGACUGAAUCAGUCCUCCAACAUUUCAUCUUAUGUCACCCUGAGAAGAGGAGCAUCGGCACCUGGCUUGAAGGAGAGACCAAAGAGCGCUCUGGAGCGCCUGUACUCGGGGGACCCUGCGCUGCAGCGGGGCCGCAUGAGCGCCGAGGAGCAGCUGGAGCGCAUGAAGCGCCACCAGAAGGCGCUGGUGCGCGAGCGCAAGCGCACCCUCAGCCAGGGCGAGCGACACGCCUCCGUCUCCGCGUCCGCCUCCGUGGCCUCCUCGCCGGCCGCCGCAGGGCCCCGGUCCGCCUCGUCCGCGUCCGGAGCGACCACCCCGCGACCCGUCUCCGCUGACCUGGGAUCAUGGAAGCGCGAGCAGGAGUUUGACCUGCAGCUGCUGGAGCGCGCGGUGCAGGGCGAGGAGCGUCCGGCGGAGCAUCGGGAGAGACCGCGCUCCCAGUCGGACGAGUGGCUCACCCUGCGCUCCAUGAAGGAGCUGGACCUGGAGCCCGUGGACUACACCCUGGACCUCAGCAAAGAGCUGUCCAAGCCCAAGAAGGUAGAGAUCCCUGAGCGCUACGUGGACCUGGAGCCCGAGGAGCCGAUCAGCCCUCAGGAGCUGGAGGCUCGCCAGCGCAAAGUGGAGCGCAUCAAGAGCAUCCUGGCCAAGUCCAGUGUCCAGAACAUCCCCCCCACGGUGGUGGUGGAUAAGUGCGAUCUCCCGGACCUGGACUCGGCGCUGCAGGAGCAGGAGAGGAUCAUCACCAUGUCCUACGCGCUCGCCUCCGAAGCCUCCCUCAAGAGCAAGCAGGUGGCAGCUCCUCAGCAGGCUAACGACGCCGCUGACUCCCCUCCACCCUUCUCCCCUCCGCCCUUCUCCCCUCUUUUUCCUCCUCCCCCUCCUCCUCCUCUCCCACCCCCGAGCGCCUCCUCGGAGGCACUUCCUCCUCCUCCCCCUCCCCUCAGCAAUGGAUUUCACUACACCUUUGUCUAAUCAGAGCAAAUAAAAGUAAGCACUAAUGGCUUGUUUCACGUUUCGCGCGUCUAAUGUGCUGGCGGGGUGCUGCUAAAUUGUCUUGCCGUGAACGCGGAGCGCUCUCGCUGUGUGUGUGUGUGUGUGUGUGUGUGUGUGUGUGUG